AUGGCUACUCGUCGCAAACCGGACCCCUCGGAGGAGGAACUCGUAGUUCCACACCAGCCCUACCCCAAGGAAACCGAUCCCAUCCCGACCUACCGCAUCGACCUAGCCGUCCCUCCACGCGAGCGCUACGCUGAGGUCGCGCGAGACCUGUCUCCCCAGCUCCGGCAUACCACACCGGUCUUCCUCGAGCUCAUCCAGUGGUUCGUCCCCAACCGGUUUAUCCGCGCUGGUAUUAUAGGCCUCAUGAAGCUGCUGCUGCGCCGCGUGUACGACGACGAGGAGACGCAGGAGAUCAAGGGUAUCGCGGCCGUGUCGGGUAUUGACUUGUACCUUCUCGUGGCGUUAAACGUGCUUCUGGAUGUGUUGUUAGGUUGCACGUCGGGUGCGGCUAGGGUGAAGACCGACGCUGGCGAGGAGAACUCGAGACUGCUCCAUUUCAGGACGUUGGACUGGUCGAUGGAUAGGUUGAGGGAAUUGCUCGUGAUUCUCGAGUUUGUCGAUUCGUCCUCCGAAGAGCCACGGAAAGUGAUCGCGAGGACAGUUACAUAUGCCGGAUUCGUGGGCGUAUUAACCGGAGUGAGACAAUCGCUCUCUAUCUCCUUAAACUUCCGCCCUUCGCACAACAGCCGCUCCUUCAGCCUCCGCUGGCACCAACUCAUGGUCGUCCUAGGCCUCCGCCCCUCCAUCAGCAGCGUCCUCCGCGACCUCAUCUUCCGCCCCCUCCCCGCGCACCAAUCCGCCUCAGCCGUAGCUACCGAGCUCGCCUCCACGCGGACGAGCCCGGCAUAUCUCUGCCUCUGCGACGGUGACGAAGCCAGCAUGAUCGAAAAGGACCUCCUCACGGGCGCCGUCCACACGGAAUCCGAUUUUGUCGUGCAGACGAACCACGACGUAUCGCGCCAUGAAUCCGCGCUGCCCAAGCCGCUCGGCACGUCGGCGACGGCUGAGGCGCUUUCUGCUAUGACGAAGAAGGAGACGGCAAAUGAUGAAUCUUGGAUCGAGGAGUCGGCGGAGAGGAUGCAGUGCAUGAUUGACUUUUGGCGCGAGCGGACGGAGGCGGCAGUUGGACGCAGUAGCGGGAAGGGGGCUUACCUCCUACAGGCGGAGUUGGAAGGCAAGGUGAGGGGGAGGCCGAUUUCGAGGGAGUGGACGCACUUUCGGUGUGUGAUGGAUCCGAAGAACUGCGCGUUUACGUUGGUGGAGAGGGGGCCGCCGCCCGCUCCGGUUGCUCAGCAGAAUGGAGCGUCAACAUGA
This is a messenger RNA of Scedosporium apiospermum, 1254 nucleotides long. RefSeq lists its product as uncharacterized. The transcript has 2 exons. The record is from RefSeq and is a predicted model, not a curated record. Gene Ontology annotation, molecular function: hydrolase activity, acting on carbon-nitrogen (but not peptide) bonds. Lineage: Eukaryota; Fungi; Ascomycota; Sordariomycetes; Microascales; Microascaceae. Bases 1 to 1254 code for a protein of 417 amino acids.